Messenger RNA from Gymnogyps californianus (California condor), 5152 nucleotides. It is a transcript of the gene WLS, whose product is annotated as Wnt ligand secretion mediator. Gene Ontology annotation, molecular function: Wnt-protein binding. The record is from RefSeq and is a predicted model, not a curated record. Bases 123 to 1796 code for a protein of 557 amino acids. Gene Ontology annotation, cellular component: organelle membrane; endomembrane system. The transcript is spliced from 12 exons. NCBI's taxonomy places the organism in Eukaryota, Metazoa, Chordata, Aves, Accipitriformes, Cathartidae. Gene Ontology annotation, biological process: Wnt signaling pathway; Wnt protein secretion; intracellular protein transport.
GGGGGAGCCGGUUGUCGGCUGGCCCGGGCAAUCAGUGCGGAGCCUUGCCCGCCCAUCCCCGCUCCGCCUGCCCGGGCCCCCCCCCUACGUUGGGGGAGCGGGGGGGCUAGAGUCGGGUGAAGAUGGCUGGGGCCAUCAUCGAGAACAUGAGCACCAAAAAGCUGUGCAUUGUCGGGGGGAUCUUGCUGGUUUUCCAAGUCAUCGCCUUUCUGGUGGGAGGUCUGAUCGCUCCCAGCCCCACUACAGCUGUUCCUUACACGUCAGUGAAGUGCAUUGAUGUAAGAAAAAACCACCACAAAACCAAGUGGCUGGUGCCCUGGGGACAUGACCACUGCGAGAAGCUCAAAGACUUCGACGAGGCGGUGAGCAGGCAGAUCGAAGCCAACGAUAUCGUGUUUGCCGUGCACAUUCCCCUCCCCAGCAAGGAGAUGAGCCCCUGGUUCCAGUUCAUGCUUUUCAUCAUGCAGCUGGACAUCGCGUUCAAGAUGGACAACGACCUAAAAGAAAAUGCAGAAAUUACCCUGGAUGUGUCAUUAGCGUAUCGCGAUGACGUGUUUGAUGAUUGGGAAGAAAUAGCACAUGCAAUAGAGAUCAGGAAGCUGAAAUGCACCUUUGGCUCACCAAAAACGCUGGAGUCUGAAGGCCGUCACUACGACUGUGACUUCCUUCCCUUCAUGGAGAUCGGCAGCGUGGCCCACAAAUACUACCUCAUCAACAUCCGUCUCCCUGUGAAUGAGAGGAAGGGCAUUAACGUGGGCAUUGGGGAAAUCAAGGAUAUCCGCUUCGUGGGCAUCCAUCAAAACGGAGGCUUUACAAAAGUGUGGUUUGCCAUGAAGACCUUCCUCACCCCCAGCAUUUUAAUUAUCAUGGUCUGGUACUGGAGACGGAUCACGCUGAUGACACGCGCUCCUGUCCUGCUGGAGAAGGUCAUCUUUGCUCUGGGAAUUUCCAUGACGUUCAUUAACAUCCCCGUGGAGUGGUUUUCCAUCGGAUUUGACUGGACUUGGAUGUUGCUCUUCGGAGACAUUCGACAAGGCAUUUUCUAUGCCAUGCUCCUGUCGUUUUGGAUCAUCUUCUGCGGAGAGCACAUGAUGGUGGGUACGACACACAAGGGAAGGUGGUUUCCAGCCCCACUUGCAGAGGACCAGAACGAGCGGAAUCGUCUCUCGGGGUACUGGAAGCAGGUUGGACCCAUAGCUGUUGGCUCCUUCUGCCUCUUCAUCUUCGACAUGUGUGAGAGGGGAGUGCAGCUGAAGAACCCCUUCUACAGCAUCUGGACCACCGAAGUUGGCACGGAGCUGGCUAUGGCCUUUAUUAUAGUCGCGGGAAUCUGCUUGUGUCUCUAUUUUCUCUUCCUGUGUUUUAUGGUCUUUCAAGUGUUCAGAAACAUCAGUGGAAAGCAGUCAAGCCUCCCAGCCAUGAGCAAGGCUCGCCGCCUUCAUUACGAGGGGCUGAUUUUUAGGUUCAAGUUCCUGAUGCUCAUUACCCUGGCUUGUGCGGCGAUGACGGUCAUCUUCUUCAUCGUGAGCCAGGUGACCGAAGGCCACUGGAAGUGGGGGGACAUAACGAUAGAAGUGAACAGCGCCUUCUUCACCGGCAUCUACGGGAUGUGGAACCUCUACGUCUUCGCCCUGAUGUUCCUGUACGCACCGUCGCACAAGAAUUACGGUGAAGACCAGUCGAACGGUGACCUGGGAGUAAACAGUGGGGAAGAGCUUCAGCUCACCACCACCAUCACCCACGUGGACGCGCCGACGGAGGUUUAUAAGCUGGCUCGCAAGGAGGCUCAGGAGUAACGCCGAGACGGCCUCAGCUGGGACCCAGACCGGGGUGGAGAGCAGAGGACACCCCAACGCCCUCCGGCAGGAGACCUCUCUGACCUAACUUGCUUCUCGAGCACCCCGUACCUAGUGUAUUUUCACAGAGCAGUGACACCGAGCAGAACAUUUGUAAACUCUUUAAUAUGGUGUAGUUAUUUCUGGGGGGAGGGAUAUGUAUAUUGUGUUACACUCAAGCACGUAAAAACCUGCUAGAAAAGCAUUAAGGUUGCAAAGUCGCCCACUCAGAAGUUAGGAAGGGGCAGAGCUGACGUAGGGCGGUUUUUAUUUGGCUACCGUGUGCCUGUGCAUAAAGGUGGUGCAGGGAGCUCAGUCGGGGAGCACGUAUUCCGUACUUCGAGUUUUCUUCUUGUGUGCAACUUUAAACAAGGUGUGCGUGUGGGGGGAACUAAAGCCUCAUCGUAAAAACGUUUAAUUCCACCAUCUAUAAUUGUAUUGAACCUUGUUUGAGGUCUUUAGUACAGCCCUGCAACUCCGCAGCAAACCUCUGUCACUUGAAUGAAAACACGGCUGGGGAAGGGAGCAGACUGUUUGUAAUACACAAGAUUUUAGUAGAAGCAGCAACAUGCUUUCUCAGUAGGUUUUACAGCCGUUUGUUAAAUACGGGGGAUUGUAAAAACUGGAUGCCUGAGCUGACUUGCAGGAGAAAGGAACGCUCCUGUCCCGAGUUCCCAGAGGAAUGUUCCCAGUCCCGCAGCCAGCUCCUGCCUAUUCUCAGCCCCUUUGGCUUCCCUUUUGUUGUCUUCCUCCAUCUUACCUUUUUGUUACGGCUCAUUCAUUUUUAUGCUGCUUACGUGCCACGGGGAGAAGAGAAAGGCCACGGGAGGGACGGUGCGUUCUCAGCUCCUGUGCCUGUGAGCUGGGCAGAGGACGCCGGGCAAUCCCGCUCCUCCUUGCACUGCCGGGAUGGAGCACGCUUGGCAGAGAUGGAUUCUUCCAGGGAUUAUCGGACUUGAAAAAAAAACAUCCGCUUGUCACGCACUAAUGUGGGUAUUUGCUUUUCAGAGCAAAAGCAGAGGAUGAGGUCGCUCACCCCCUUACUGUGCCUGGGCGGGUCUGGCCGUGAGACUGUUGGCAGCAGGAGGGGAAUGGGAACUGAUCUGGGGUGGAGGUGUAAACUGGACCGUGCUGGGGACCAGUUAAGAGAAGCAUUAAUGGCAUGCGCGGGAAGAAACGUGGCCAGAAGGGUCUGUGCUGCUCAGGGCACACCUUCUUCCAGGGGCUGUGGAGGAUCCAGUGGGCCUCGUCACCUGGCACUAGUGAACUAGCUGUGUUAACUGCUAGUAACGUGUAACUCAGCCUCCCAGUUUUGUCCCUAAAAGGUAAGAAUCUGCUACUGCUGUCUGGGCAGAGAUUAGGGAGAGAGGGGAAGCUUCCAAAGCCGCUGACAGGCAGUCAUCGUGGGUACCGGUAGAAACACUGUCCUGGAAACGGCAACACGUUGUCCUUGGAUUCUUAAAACUUCUGAAAUUACACAUCAAUUGUUAGAGUAUUAAGGCUGCAAAAUGAAAGUAUAAGUGGGAAAUACCAGAAGUGAGAUCACCUAUGAAACCUUAAUCCGUCUCUGGCCAAUGUAUGCAUUACGACAUGCGAUGAGAGCCGCUUGCAUGCUGGCUUUACUGUCACGCUCUGGUUUGUGUGUGUGUUUGGGGCGCCGGGCAGGAGUUGAGGCUAUGCAGCUAGGGCUCUGGUUUGCACAAGGAGGUGCCGGUUCAUCACGAUUCCCACCCCAGUAAGCAGCUCGUACUCGGUGAUGCCCGUCCCUGGCUGCCCCGUGCACCCCUGCGCACCCACGGGGCUGCAGCUCCGGGGUGGGGGGGGCCGCUCAGUUCAGCUCCUAACCAUCCCUGUCACCAUUUCAAGCAUGUUAGUAACCAAAUACAGCACCAACUUCCCUUGCCUUUUGCUUUCCCUUCCCCAUGUUUCUUGAGGCAAGUCAAUACUUCAGCUGGGGUGAGGCGUACAAAUAAUUCCUCCUUAUUUUCCCAAUCCACUUGGCCCCUUGGCCACGUGCGGGGCCGGCCGGGCACCCCGUCUCCUCACCAGCCUUUCCCCAGAAGGGAUUUCUCACUGGGACCGCUCACCCUGCCAAACGAAUCGCACCAGGCGGUGCUGGGCUGUUACCAUCCCAGUAAGAAAGGCGCUCUGUAAAGUAGCAUUUAAAAUACCAUUUAUUAGAGCUCGACACUAAGAAGAAAGAGAGGGUAGCGUGGAUAAUCUUGCAUCCUUUUGGUUGCUGGGAAUCCCAAGUUGUGCUCCAUCGAAAGGGUCUCCCAUCGGGCUGCGGCACGCCGGGCAGACCCCGUCUGCAGAAAAGGGCUGCUCCGUUUUUGUUAAUUGGAGCUACUGCAGGAUUUUCUUAAAAGAAAGCAAUUCUGUUCGUUGUUCCGUUCGUCCUCACCGGGAUCCCCAGCUCCCCCUGCCCCAGGCAGCGUCUCGGCUGGGACGCAGGGUCAGAGCCGAGGAACGCAGAAUGCAUCGCUGCGGGUGAAGUCCCUCGUGUGCUGCUACGUCUGAGCGUGUGAAGUCACUGUAGCACAGAAGUAGUGCUGAAGAUUCCUUAAGGAGGUAGCUUUGGGUGAUUUUGGAUACUUGAACUGGAACACUAACAAUUUUUUAUAAGUUUGGGGAUGGUUUUUUUUUUUUUUUUGUAAAGUGGGAUGACAGUGCCCCUGUACUGAAAGGAAAUGUGAUUUAAAAGGAAAAAAAAAAGGAGGGGGCAGACUUAUUGUAUGUGGAAUAAGUGCUGGGGACCGCACCUUCAACACGGAUGGCAGAAUGUAACUUGUAAGCAAUUUACAUAAGGAAAAUAAGUGCUGGUAGGUCCAAGCGAUGUUCCUACUUGCAGUAGUUGUUCAAUUACAAAAUGAAUUAAAUUAACGCACAUCAUCGUAACUCCGGCAUGUUCCCGGCUGAGUGCUCGACUUUGCAACUUUAACGUUCUUUUUACGUUGGGUUCUUACGUGAUAUUUAUGUUGUUCCGAUAGAUGUGUCCAUGGUUUCUUUUACAGCUUAGUAUAUAGCAUUGCAUUUUGUAAAGGCUCCUUACAAAUGGGGAAUUGCAGCUUUAAAACCAAAUUUUGUGUCAAACACUAACAAUUUGUUUACGGGGCGCGUGUAUGUGUGCGUGCGUGCGUGUGUGGUUUUUUUAUUUCUUCAUUCCUAAGCCCUACUCAUACGUCUCAGAACUAGUCCCUGGGUCUUAUUAAAAUAUAUCCUUUUUUGUUUAGGUUGAGUUCAGUUUUUACAGAAUGCUUCAAGCAACCUGGAAAACGUGUAGUUUUGUUAAUUUAAAUAAAAUAUACGAUAUUGUG